Pseudogymnoascus verrucosus is the source of this 1372-nucleotide messenger RNA. RefSeq lists its product as uncharacterized. Lineage: Eukaryota; Fungi; Ascomycota; Leotiomycetes; Thelebolales; Thelebolaceae. The transcript has 3 exons. Bases 260 to 1372 code for a protein of 370 amino acids. Gene Ontology annotation, biological process: iron ion transmembrane transport. The record is from RefSeq and is a predicted model, not a curated record. Gene Ontology annotation, molecular function: ferrous iron transmembrane transporter activity. Gene Ontology annotation, cellular component: plasma membrane; high-affinity iron permease complex.
CCCGUUCUUCGGCUUUUAUCAGAUCAUGCAGCUGCAGCUGUUGUGUCAGACCCCGGGACCAUAGCCUAGUACUAUUUUGACAACCCUCCUUACCUCACCUCUCCCUCCCUCUCGCUUCCUUUUUUCCCUCCUACACCCCACGUCCCUCUUCCCAUAAACCUCUCUCUCUCCCACCUCUCCCUCUCUCUCGCGCAUCUCUACCACCCAACCCCCCCCUCUCUGCCUCAAGGCUUCACCACCCCCCCAUCCCCCGCCAACAAUGGCACCCAACGUCUUCGCCGUCCCCGUCUUCUUCAUCGUCUUCCGCGAAACCAUCGAAACCGGCAUCAUCAUCUCCGUCCUCCUCGCCUUCCUCAAACAAACCCUCUCUGGCCCCACCUCCGACCCCGUCAUCUACAAGAAACUCGUGCGCCAAGUCUGGCUCGGCUCCAUCAUCGGCCUCACCCUCUGCCUCAUCAUCGGCGGCGGUCUAAUCGGCGCUUUCUACGGUUUAAGUCGCAAUGCCUGGCAAUCGACCGAGUACUACUGGGAAGGCUCCUUCGGGCUCGUCGCAGCGAUCAUCAUCACAGCCCUUGGCGCGGCGCUGCUGAGGGUGUCGAAGUUACAGGAUAAGUGGCGGGUUAAGCUGGCCAAGGCGCUGACUGAGAAGGCGGAGAAGGAGGAGGGGAAGAGGAAUCGGUUCCAGAGGUGGUGCGAGAGGUAUGCGAUGUUUUUGGUGCCGUUUGUGACGGUGUUGAGGGAGGGGAUUGAGGCGAUUGUUUUUAUUGCGGGAGUGAGCUUUUCGAGUCCCGCGGCGAGUGUGCCGUUGCCCGUUGUGAUGGGGUUGUUGGCGGGGGCGGCGAUUGGGUAUAUUAUUUAUAAGGGCGGUGCAACGGCGCGUUUACAGUACUUCCUCAUCGUCUCAACAUGCUUCCUCUACCUCGUUGCCGCGGGUCUCUUCUCCCGCGCUGUGUGGUUCUUCGAGGCGCAGCUGUGGAAUAAUGCCGUUGGAGGCGACGCGGCCGAGACGGGUGCUGGGCCGGGGUCUUACGAUAUCGAUAAGUCGGUGUGGCAUGUGAAUUUCGGCAGCCCCGACCUCAACGGCGGCGGCGGCUGGGGAAUCUUCAACGCCGUCUUCGGAUGGCAAAACUCCGCCACCUACGGCAGCGUGAUUAGUUACAACAUCUACUGGAUCUUCGUCAUCGCCAUGUUUGCGAGCAUGCGGUUCCAAGAGGUGAGAGGGCGCUGGCCUUGGGGACGGAAGGUGAAGAAGGGGACGGAUGAUGGGGAUGUGGAGGGGAGCGCGAGGGAGAGUGGUGGGGAGGGGAGUGGGGGGGAUGAGAAGAGGGUGCAUGUUGUGGAGGUUGGGGGGGCGAGGACGGUGGGGGAGUAA